AUGAAUAUUCAUAGGUCAUUUUGGACUAAAGAAUCUUCCAAAAAAUCAGAUAGUACUAGUAACCAAGGAUCGGAUAGUAAUCAAGAAGAAAUAGAAGUAGUAUCAGAAGUUUUGCAAAUUACAAUACUAUUAGAAGAUAAAAGUCGAAAGAAACAUGUUAAAACAUAUAGCAAACAAUCAAAGCAAA
This is a messenger RNA of Funneliformis caledonium, 187 nucleotides long. The record is from the annotation of a GenBank genome assembly. NCBI's taxonomy places the organism in Eukaryota, Fungi, Glomeromycota, Glomeromycetes, Glomerales, Glomeraceae.